CCAUUCCAAUCCCCAAUACGGAGGUUUCUCACCAGUCACACAUGGAGGCCUCCACUAACACCUCAGUAGAUGAAUAUGAGUGAUAUCGGAGACACCUCCAUUUCCGACCAGCUUCUUAAAAAUGGAGACCCGAACAACAUCAACGUCAUGCCGCCAGCUUCUAGUGGUUAUAAUUUACGGCAUAGCUCUCAAGACAACAUUCUUGGACGCACUUGCUCUAGCCCUAAGCUGGAGAAAGUUGAACCGGUCCAGAAGGCCCGCAAGAAGCCAGGCCCAAAGCCGGGGUCGAAGUCCUACAAGAACACUCCAAUCAAAAAGAACGACCUAGAGGCGAAGAAAGGUGUGAUUAGAGAAAUUGAGAAGUUCUGGGGAACAAACUUCAUCCGUCAAUAUGUCCCGAAGGUUCGGCGUCCGCUAGUAAAACGACCUCCUGGCCCAAAACGUAAGGACACUCAACGCUACCCCCAGAAUGAUCCCAAGUACUGGCAGCCAGCCGUGCUCAAGGCUGUACUCAUGGUUGCGCAGAAGUGUGGCGAUAAGAUUAGGCUUCGGAGGUUAAUGAAUGAAGCGGUGGAAUAUCGCAUUAAGCAUACUGGCAACUUGAAACCGCAACUUGUAACCACUGACUUUGAUGUCAUUGAAGAUGUCAUCGAAAAGGGCUGGACUAUCCCACAGAGCUUCAGUGUCCGUUACAAGCACCUCACGGGAGGUCGAUCUUUCGACUUAGAGGAGGAGGGUGAUGGUCAAGAUCAAGAACUGGUUGAUGCUAGUGACGACGCCGAAGAUGCCGAGAAGAUUGAAGAUGGUGACUCCUUCAAUGAUGACGAUUCGAUUGGUUUCCACGAGCUGUCAGCAUUCCAGCCGAACCUCCAACAGAUGCAAGCUCUGGGUCAGCAGCCUCUUCCUCAACUCCAGUAUCAGCCCACGCAGUACAUCAAUCCAUACGGUCGAGCUCAUCUCCAGGGAAACUACCAAGUCACUCCCCCUCAGAGCUUCAAUACUUCUAGCGAGAGGCGUCGCAGUUCCUCUCAUCGAGACCAUACAACUCCGCAUCAAUAUCAUCAGCCUCAGCAGCACCAGCAGCAGCACCAAGAGUACCCGUAUACUUUACAACCUCAAAACGGCCUCUCAUCAUCAUCAUCACCACCAUCACCAUCAUCAUCCACCCGUUCCAUGAGUCGUCUCCAGGUCCAGUCUUCUCCAUAUGAGCUCCCUUCAAGCCCCCUUCUACUUGUCCAACACCCCCCUGGAAAGUUAGACAUCAAGCCCGAGUUUCGUAGCUCUUCUCUCAGCCAAGACCACGUGAAUCAAAAAUUUCCUACUCCAGACACAUAUAUUAAGACUGGUAUUCCUCCUAUCCAGAAUACUUACUCUAACGGCAAGAUGGGCUUCGGUGAACCUGUAGAUGACGACGAUGAGUUUCUGAAGGCGCAGCUGGAGGUUGCUGAGGCGAAGGAGAAGCGGGCAGAGUUGAAGUUGCAGGUGCUUGAACGUAAGCGUAUGAAGAACAUGUAG
Molecule: messenger RNA, 1515 nt
Organism: Lindgomyces ingoldianus
Lineage: Eukaryota; Fungi; Ascomycota; Dothideomycetes; Pleosporales; Lindgomycetaceae
Exons: 1
Coding region: 70-1515 (481 amino acids)
Source: RefSeq, a predicted model, not a curated record